Messenger RNA from Cylas formicarius (sweet potato weevil), 642 nucleotides. It is a transcript of the gene RpS12, whose product is annotated as small ribosomal subunit protein eS12. Lineage: Eukaryota; Metazoa; Arthropoda; Insecta; Coleoptera; Brentidae. The transcript is spliced from 4 exons. The coding region runs from base 177 to 599 and encodes 140 amino acids. Gene Ontology annotation, molecular function: structural constituent of ribosome. The record is from RefSeq and is a predicted model, not a curated record. Gene Ontology annotation, cellular component: ribosome; cytosolic small ribosomal subunit. Gene Ontology annotation, biological process: translation.
UCUGUAAUCUGUGGUUCUUUUUGGAUUGGCGUUUACUGAUUAGUGGCUGUAGCUUGGUAAAUUACAUCGGUUUUUAUCUAAUAAAUUUGUUUCCAUCCCAUGAUUAUUCCAAGUUUCUUUAAUUUCUAAAGCCUAGUUGAGGUUUAUUACGUUUAUAUUUUCCAGGAAAGUUAAAAAUGUCUGACGUUGAAAUAGAUGAAGCCCCCGUUCAGAUGCCAGUUUCGGGCAAUUCAAUGGAUGUUAACCAAGCCCUACAGGAAGUACUAAAAAUUGCCCUUAUCCAUGAUGGCGUAGUUCAUGGAUUACAUGAAGCAGCAAAAGCACUUGACAAAAGGCAGGCUGUGUUGUGUGUGUUGGCUGAGAAUUGUGAUGAACCAAGAUACAAACAACUUGUUUCUGCCCUUUGUGCAGAACAUCAGAUUGACCUUAUUAAAGUUGACAACAAUAAAAAAUUAGGAGAAUGGUCUGGUCUAUGUAAAAUAGACAACACAGGGAAAGCGCGCAAAGUCGUUGGAUGCUCUUGUGUUGUCAUUAGGGAUUAUGGUGAGGAAUCACCAGCGCUGGAUGUCCUAAAAGAAUAUCUUAAGAACGCCAAGUGAGAAUGUAUAAUUUUAUAUAUGAUCAAUAAAUUUUAAGAAAACA